Molecule: messenger RNA, 1356 nt
Organism: Adineta steineri
Lineage: Eukaryota; Metazoa; Rotifera; Eurotatoria; Adinetida; Adinetidae
Source: the annotation of a GenBank genome assembly
AUGAACUGUAUAGGACAGACUACACAACUACCUAAUUAUUCUUGUACUGAAAAUAAUGCCUCUAUUCAGUUCACAUUAUCUUCAUCAGCUCAUUCAGCAUGGAAUCCAACAUCAAGUUGCUCUUUACAACAAUGUAAUACAAGCUUGAAUGGUAACAAUAAUUGUCUUUCAUCAUCAACACCUUGUUUUGAUUAUCGAACAAUAAAUAAUAUUAGUUAUUGUGCACCUGGUAUUUUAUGUUCAAUAUUAGAAAGAUGUAAUAAUAUUACACAAACAUGCUCAUCAAAUAAUUCAGUAUGCGUUGUUAAUUCAUGUUGUUCACCGCAAGCAGUAUGUUUACCAUUCUUAGCAACAUACAUGUGUAAAACAGGAUGGUUUUCUACUGGCAAUAUGACUAGUGGACGAUAUUGGCACACAGCAUCUGUAUUAUCAAAUGGAAAAGUAUUAGUUACUGGCGGAUACUAUGGUAGCGCUUCAAAUAGUGCUGAAUUGUAUGAUCCAUCAACAGGUAUUUGGACAACUACUGGCAACAUGAUUAUUACACGAAGUGGCCACACAGCAUCUAUAUUAUUAAAUGGAAAAGUAUUAGUUACUGGUGGAUACAAUGGUAGUAGUUAUUUAAAUAGUGCUGAAUUGUAUGAUCCAUCAACAAGUACUUGGACAACUACUGGUAUCAUGACUAAUGCACGAUGGUUUCACACAGCAUCUGUGUUAUCAAAUAGAAAAGUAUUAGUUACUGGUGGAUAUGGUAAUUUAAAUAGUGCUGAGCUGUAUGAUCCAUCAACAGGUACUUGGACAGCUACUGGUAGCAUGACUACUGCACGAGUUGAUCACACAGCAUCUGUAUUAUCAAAUGGAAAAGUAUUAGUUACUGGCGGAUACUAUGGUAGCGCUUCAAAUAGUGCUGAAUUGUAUGAUCCAUCAACAGGUAUUUGGACAACUACUGGCAACAUGAUUAUUACACGAAGUGGCCACACAGCAUCUAUAUUAUUAAAUGGAAAAGUAUUAGUUACUGGUGGAUACAAUGGUAGUAGUUAUUUAAAUAGUGCUGAAUUGUAUGAUCCAUCAACAGGUAUUUGGAUAGCUACUGGUAGCAUGAUUAAUGCACGAAGUGCCCACACAGCAUCUGUAUUAUCAAAUGGAAAAGUAUUAGUUACUGAUGGAGGCGUCAAUGGUAGUAUUGCUUUAAAUAGUGCUGAGUUGUAUGAUCCAUCAACAAGUACUUGGACAACUACUAGUAACUUGAAUAAUGCACGCUAUGCUCACACAGCAUCUGUGUUAUCAAAUGGCAAAGUAUUAGUUACUGGUGGUACACCUAAUGGGAAUAUUGCUUUGAAUACUGCAGAAUUAUAUUAA